CUUGGGGGAACCAUGAGGGAGUAUAAAGUGGUGGUCCUCGGCUCCGGAGGGGUGGGGAAAUCCGCCUUGACGGUCCAGUUCGUGACAGGAUCCUUCAUCGAGAAGUACGACCCCACAAUAGAGGAUUUUUACCGGAAGGAAAUCGAGGUGGACUCAUCUCCGUCCGUGCUGGAGAUCCUGGACACGGCGGGCACUGAGCAGUUCGCCUCUAUGCGAGACUUGUACAUUAAAAACGGGCAGGGUUUCAUUCUGGUCUACAGCCUGGUCAACCAGCAGAGCUUUCAGGACAUCAAGCCCAUGCGGGACCAGAUCAUUCGGGUCAAACGGUACGAGAGGGUGCCCAUGAUUUUGGUGGGGAACAAAGUGGACCUGGAGGGGGAACGGGAGGUGUCGUCCGGCGAAGGGAAGGCGCUGGCGGACGAAUGGAACUGUCCCUUCAUGGAGACGUCGGCCAAGAACAAGACCUCAGUGGACGAGCUGUUUGCUGAGAUAGUCCGCCAGAUGAACUACGCGUCCACACCGAAUGGCGACGACCAGUGUUGUUCCUCUUGUGUCAUACUGUAAGGAAAGUUCUACACCUUCCUCGCUUUUGCAAUGUGUGUUGCAGCAAGUGUGUCUUCUUGGCGUCUCAGCCUGGCCUCGGAGGAAAAUGAAGAGGAAUGCUGCAGAAGGACAAGAGGAGGAGGAGGAGGGGUGGAGUAACUGAGGCAGAGGGGAGGGGUCCACUCUUGAGGAAUUCUGCUGGGUCGGAGAAUCUGUCCUGCGUGGUCAGUGUCCACAAUUGAGGUCUGAUCCGAAGUCGGAGCCUCCCACCCACGACUUCCAGCCCCACACCGAAAUGUUUCCCCAUGGAAACAAUACAGAGAACAUUGAAAGAUGCUCUCAAAGGAUAUUCUGUAAAGUAUAUUUUGUUAAAUAACUGCACAGUCGCUCCUGGAUGGGUACCACCUUAUGCUUUUUUUUUUUUUUUUUUUUUUUUGGUGGAGGAAUAAUGUGACAAUCUCCUUGUUGGGUGUGCGAGGAGACUUUAGCUGACUUGACGUGGGGGGGGAUGACCGCCUUGCGUCCAGUGCCUUUUUUUCCCCCACCCAACACACUUUAGCUGUUUCCGUUUAGUGCCAACCCUCCAAAACAAAAACCUCAGCGUGGUAAAUCCACUCCUCUCUGGAUAAUCAGUGGCAUAGGGGCCGAUCCUGAUUUUAAAGACUGCAGGUGUUCUGUUCACGGAAUGGUGCUUCUCGUCUCUUCUACGUUUGGUUCUUUUAUUUUUAUAGUCAUUCAUUAUAGCGUUCAUGCUGCAGUGUCCGCCUGGCCAAACCUUUAAGUCUUGAAACGCACAGGUACUGGAACCUUAAUAACGACGACGGCGCCGAACGCUUCCAGACCUCUUCAAUCAAUGUUUUGUUUCACAAGACAAGUGAUGAUGGUGAUGUACAUGAUGUUGACAAAUCUAAUCUUGAUUGUACGUUUAAUUUCAGGCCAGCCUUUUAACUGUGGGUGGUCUGUUUUAAAGAAAACAACUUUUAAUACAGAUGGCUUUUUUAAAGAAACAAGGCACCGGGCUGUGUUCUGUUUUUGUUCUCCAUCCAUCCAUCCAUUUUCUAUACGGCUUCAUCCUCAUUAGGGUCGCGGGGGCAUGCUGGAGCCUAUCCCAGCUGACUUCGGGCGACAGGCGGGGUACACCCUGGACUGGGCGUCUUUUUGUUCUCUUCUUUUUACAUUUUUUUUAUCAUGUCUAAAAUUCAAUAUGCAGUGGAACUUCGCUCGGUGCUCGACACUUGAACGCCUCAUCAGCGCAGGAUGCACAGUGCUUAUUAGGAGGAAGAAAGGAAACAGAUAUGGAAUUGUUCAUCGUGAAUAAACCACACACACACACACGUGCGCGUAAUAAAUAUGACAGUGUCCACAGUGUCCUCACUCUAAAAGAACCACUAUUCAUUCUUCACAGAGACUGAGUCACCAAAGCCUGGAUGCUUUGUCUGGGCACUGUUUGGCUGUACGAUAACUAAGACGAAACGGAGACAUAUUUUUUGGCAAUAAUGUUCGUUGAAAACCGGGGCUUAAAAAAAACAAGGUGGUACUAAAGAAAAAGAACAAAAGCAAAACGUACGCAAAAAAUUAUUUUUUGAUGUUUGCUGAAUUGAGCUCCUGUGAAGAUUUUCUUCACGAUUUGCUGACGUCUUCGAAAACUGUCUCAAAACGCAAGUUAAUCCUUUGAUGCUUGCUAAGAUGAAGUUUUGUGCGACUUAAAAAAAAAACUCUUGUUCAAUCUAGGGCGCGUUGGCUGAUUUUAGAGCACUGAUUCUCAAAUUGUAGGUACGAGUAGCACUGGUAGUAUGCGGACUGCAUCUAGUGGUACUCAGCGAUGCCAAAGAGUUUUUUAAAUAAGAAUAAAAUUGAAGUCAUACAGUCGUGUUUCACAAAUUAAUAAAAGUUGGCUGUGUGGUGGCAGACUUUGUUGUAAUAUUAUCCAAAACAUAUUGAAAUACAAGUGAUAUGUAGUAUUCUGGUUACUAGGUGGCAGUAAUGACACAAAACAUUGAGACAUUACUGCAUGAAGUCAGCCAUGGCAUGUCCCACAUGAGAGAGUGAAAAAAGGUUCUCCCAUCCCUUGUGGAAGUGGUAAGUUUUUGGCUUAACUUUAGAAGAAAAAUUGAAGGCUAACUGGUUAGGUUGCUAGCUAACGAGCGUCUCGAGUCCCUGCAGCAUAAGAGUUGCGCAAUGUGGUAUACACAAUGAAUAACAGGACUGUAAAGGUGACUAUAGGCCUGUCACUUCAUGGCUCUAAUAAUGUUAACAUGUAUUUAGAAAGUCAAACAGGUUUUCUUUUAACUACAAAAAUAUUCUCUUUAUUAUUGUUGAAUCCUAUGUCGCGAUCGGGUCUGGAACCAAUUAACCGCUGUAAAUGAGGGACGACUGUACACACACAAAAUAAUUGUACAAUACCAAUGGAUUUUGCUUUUGUUGAGUUGCAUGAAGGAUAGUUUUCAUGUAUUUUAGAAUGGGGUCCACUGCUGCUGCUUUACUUAUUGGCAUCACCUUUCUCCAUCUGGUUGGUACCUAACCUUAACUUACCUUGAGUUCACUUCAUAGUUUUCCACUGCCUGUGUAUACUGUAUAUGUGUGUGUAUGUACUGUAUGUGUGUGUACAUCAGUCAUGCGUGUCGGAGGAUAGCGGCGUGCUGCCUGUGAGGCUCCAAAGAUGGCUUUUUUGGCUUUGCUGCCAGCAUGGGUCCAUCGGAGCUGAUCACUGCAUCUAGCAGGUGAGGACACGAUGAAUACAUGCAGUGCACUAUGCAGUGGAACUCAAAAGUCACAUACUCAGACUUAAUGAAGACUUAAUGAAAUGUUGUUUUUGUUUUUACUGAACGUUAACAGUGAAUAACUCAUUUUUACACUCGUAUGGCAGCCAAAACGGUUCAAAAGGGUCUUAAAAUAUUGCCUGUAAUGAUAAUACCUUUUAUGAUGGUGACAGUUUGACCCUGGAACAGACUUUUUUUUCUAUUUCAAUUAUUUCCAAUGGGAAAAAUUGAACUAGGAAUUGAGGUCAUGUUUGACCUUCAAGAUUCCAUUGUGCAAAAGGAAUCAAAUGUUUAUUGCAGGACACUAUUUGCCAGUGCUUCAAACCUUCAUAAUAAUACGUAAGUGUGACAUUUGUGGCGCCCCCUAUGGAUUGUGUUCAAAAGCUCUGGAAAACAUGCUGCAAUUUGUAAAACAGAUAGUCAAUAUAUUGUAAUCAUUAGACAAAUGGUCAAUGAUCCGCCCAUUCCUCUGCAAAGGCGUUUUGCUUGAUGUCGGCCAUGUUUUUCAACCAAUCCUGCUCGGCUUUUACAGACCCGCUUUGAUACCCAAACUCCUGAUGAGCAGAGAGGGUGGCUGAACCUGGGGAGCACACAGGACUCACCUCUCAUGGUGACAUCAGCUGAUGUGCGCAGGGUUCUAAACAAAACAAACCCACGAAAAGCAGCAGGGCCAGACAACAUCUCAGGACGUGCACUUCGGGUUUGCUCAUCAGAGCUAGCUGAUGUGCUUGCUGACAUAUUUAACCUGUCGCUUGCACAAGCAUCUGUACCGACCUGCUUUAAGUCCACCACCAUAGUGCCCGUACCCAAGAAGAGCAACGUGACCUGCUUGAAUGACUAUCGCCCUAUAGCACUCACUCCUA
Molecule: messenger RNA, 4165 nt
Organism: Dunckerocampus dactyliophorus (ringed pipefish)
Lineage: Eukaryota; Metazoa; Chordata; Actinopteri; Syngnathiformes; Syngnathidae
Product: ras-related protein Rap-2b
Exons: 2
Coding region: 13-564 (183 amino acids)
Biological process (GO): Rap protein signal transduction; negative regulation of cell migration
Cellular component (GO): plasma membrane
Molecular function (GO): GTP binding; GTPase activity; GDP binding
Source: RefSeq, a predicted model, not a curated record